AUGUGGGUGACCAGCGUUUCAGCCUCCACGAUGAGUCUACGGAUGUUUAAUGUGGAGACAGUGGAUUACAAGAACAUCCACUUCAUCGUAUGGGACGUGGACGGCCAGGACAAGAUCCGCCCACUCUGGAGACGCUACUUCCAGAACACACAGGGUCUGAUCUUGGUGGUGGAUAGUAAUGACAGGGACGUGAAUGAGGCGAGGGAGGAGCUGGUGAGGAUGCUGGCAGAGUACGAGCUGAGGGACGCCGUGCCGCAAAACCUUCCCAAUGCCAUGAACGCGGCUGAGAUCACAGACAAGCUGGGCCUGCACUCCCUGCGCCACAGUAACAGGUACAUCCAGGCCACAUGCACCACCAGUGGGGACAGCCUCUACAAGGGACUGAACUGGCUGGCCAACCAACUGAAGAACAAGAAGUGA
This is a messenger RNA of Salvelinus namaycush (lake trout), 420 nucleotides long. RefSeq names its product ADP-ribosylation factor 3-like. The coding region runs from base 1 to 420 and encodes 139 amino acids. Gene Ontology annotation, cellular component: cytoplasm; plasma membrane. The record is from RefSeq and is a predicted model, not a curated record. Gene Ontology annotation, molecular function: GTP binding; GTPase activity. The transcript is spliced from 5 exons. Gene Ontology annotation, biological process: intracellular protein transport; vesicle-mediated transport. NCBI's taxonomy places the organism in Eukaryota, Metazoa, Chordata, Actinopteri, Salmoniformes, Salmonidae.